Laccaria bicolor S238N-H82 is the source of this 1112-nucleotide messenger RNA. Its product is annotated as glycoside hydrolase family 61 protein. The record is from RefSeq and is a predicted model, not a curated record. The transcript is spliced from 3 exons. The coding region runs from base 1 to 990 and encodes 329 amino acids. NCBI's taxonomy places the organism in Eukaryota, Fungi, Basidiomycota, Agaricomycetes, Agaricales, Hydnangiaceae.
AUGAAGAGAACAGGCACACUCUUACCCCUUCUUUUCGCCGCCUCCACUUAUGCUCAUGGCAUCCUUCACGCAAUGACCAUCAACGGCCAAAACUACCCGGGCAACGGUCUGUCAGGCAACGGUGGUACAACCAUCGAUAGCAUUAUUCGCCAAGUCUCUGCCCAAGAUCCGGUUAAGGGUGCCAGCAACACGGCGCUCAGCUGUGGGACAGGCUCCCAGCCUGCUACAUUGAUCGCCACUGCGAAUCCUGGUGAUACGCUCGGUUUCAACUGGAAAGGCGCAGGUGGUGGUAACUGGCCUCACAAUACCGGCCCAAUGCUUACAUACCUAGCCUCGUGCGGCUCAACAACAAGUGACAAGUGUGAUGGGCAGUCUGCCAAAUGGUUCAAGAUUGACCAAGUUGGUCAGGUGUCCCCAGGCUCAACGACUUGGGCCCAAGCGGCCGUCAUGACGGGCUCUCUCGCUAUGGUAAAACUCCCAUCCAACCUCGCACCAGGGAACUACCUCGUCAGACACGAAAUCAUCUCUCUCCAGCUCGCGGUCUCCAUGGGAGGCGCAGAGUUCUAUCCUGCCUGUUCGCAGAUCAAAGUCGGCGGAUCGGGUACAGGAGUGCCCUCUGCAUCCGAGUUGGUCAGCCUCCCGGGAGCGUAUAGCGAUUCAGACCCUGGUAUCUACGAUCCCAAUGUGUACAACGCUGGUUCGUCAUACACAUUCCCCGGCCCACCAGUCGCUGCAUUCGUUGGCAGCGGUGGUGGCUCGACUUCUGGAAAUGGUACCACUACUUCUGGAAAUGGCACAACAACCUCCACGACGACUGGCUCGGCACCCACUAAGCCGACCGCUACUAAGAGCAAGUCUUGCAAGCUGAGGCAAACGAAGUCUGCCUCUUCGUCGGCCUUGUCUGCGACGGGUGCGGCGAAUGCCACUGAUUUGUACCCCAGACACUUCAGCAGGAUUAUGCGCAAGGUUGUAGCGCGCCGCAGCAUAUAAAUUUCGUUCUUAUCUGGAUAUGUAUAUCUAUACUGACGCAUCUGUAUUAUCUGCCACUUAAUUUAUCUGCACAUGUACACAGCUAUUAUAGAACGAAGAGAAAUAGAGAGAAUUCGAUCCUU